UGAAUUUUGGUGGCGACACAACAACUAAAAAUUAUGCUGCAUUUGUUUGCUAAAGAAAAUUAUGCUGCAUUUCAAAAUUUAUUAAUGUAUAUAUAUUAAAUUUUCAUGUAGUUUUUAAUAUUUACUGAAACUGUUAUUUAAACUAAUACGAGAGUUAUAUUCUAUGAUUCUUUGAACAUUUAGCUCUUGUAAGUAACUAACUUUUUUAUACUCAUACUUUAUAAAAGUUUCAGAAACUUACAUUGUCAACAUGAAUUAGUUGCAGCAACUUUUAUUCCACACAUUGCUUCACAAACUUGAACAUCUCCUUCUCCUCUCAUCAUUUUUCUUCUAGUUUGAUCAAAGGGCAUUUUCAUCAUUUCACUUAUUUGAUUUGAUUAAAGUCAAAUGGACACGUCACAAGAGCUAACUAAGAUCUUGUUCCGACAAGACACAAGACAAAGAUGAAAGGCUCUUCUAUGUUUCUAUAAAUAAAGCAAAGAACAAAACCACUUAACUAAGAUCUUGCAUUCGCCAUUUUCUCUCUUCUCAAUUAUCUCUCUACCUCAAAGGUGCAGCUAAUAACUAGAUGUUAUAACAAAAUGGGGAGAUCACCGUGUUGCGAUGAGAGUGGAUUAAAGAAAGGGCCAUGGACGCCAGAAGAAGAUCAGAAACUGAUAAAUCACAUAAGAAAACACGGCCAUGGAAGCUGGAGAGCUCUACCCAAGCAAGCCGGUUUAAACCGGUGUGGGAAGAGUUGCAGAUUGAGAUGGACUAAUUACUUGAGACCAGAUAUCAAAAGAGGAAACUUCACAGCUGAGGAAGAGCAAACCAUCAUCAACCUUCAUUCUCUUCUUGGGAACAAGUGGUCGUCUAUAGCUGGUCAUCUCCCAGGAAGAACGGAUAACGAAAUAAAGAACUAUUGGAACACGCAUAUUAGAAAGAAACUUAUUCAGAUGGGGAUCGAUCCCGUGACCCAUAGGCCAAGAACCGACCAUCUAAACGUUCUAGCCGCUCUCCCGCAACUACUAGCUGCCGCAAAUUUCAACAACCUCUUGAAUCUAAAUCAAAAUAUACAACUUGAUGCAACAAGUGUUGCAAAAGCCCAAUUGUUACAUAGUAUGAUUCAAGUCCUUAGCAGCAACAAUACCUCUUCUUCUUUUGACAUUCAUCACACCAACAAUAAUCUCUUUGGCCAAUCUUCUUUCUUAGAGAACCUACCAAAUAUUAGUGAAAAUCCUUAUGAUCAAACCCAAAGCCUCUCUCACAUCGACAAUCAGUCUCUGGAUCCGUUUUCUAGCCCGAUUCGAGUAGUUGCUCAUCAACUUGAUCAGAAUUUGAUUCCGCCCUUGAUUUCGGCAUCCCCUGAUGAGUCUAAGGAAACCCAAAUGAUGGUCAAGAACAAGGAAAUCAUGAAGCAUAAUGAUCAUACUUCAAACCCUUCGUCGACCUCAACGUUCACACAAGAUCAUCAGCCAUGGUGUGACAUAAUUGAUGAUGAAGCAAGUGAUUCUUAUUGGAAAGAGAUCAUAGAGCAAACUUGUUCGGAGCCUUGGCCAUUUCGUGAAUAGAGAUGAAAGAAAAACAUUAGUCUUAUUUUUUCUGUGGAUAUACUUAUAUAGAUAUAUACAUAUAUGUUGUUAAUUAACUUUCAUACAGUUUGUGUCUUAAUUAUUUUUCGACCAUAUAUACAAAACACAUUGAUCAUACUGUACAAAACUGAUUAUCAUAUAUUUGUAUUAUAUUAAUCUUUCAU
Messenger RNA from Arabidopsis lyrata subsp. lyrata, 1735 nucleotides. Its product is annotated as transcription factor MYB39. Lineage: Eukaryota; Viridiplantae; Streptophyta; Magnoliopsida; Brassicales; Brassicaceae. The transcript has 4 exons. Bases 582 to 1550 code for a protein of 322 amino acids. The record is from RefSeq and is a predicted model, not a curated record.